GGCAAAUUGUUUCUUUUAGUCCGAAGUGAAGGGAGGGCCAGGGUUGUUUGGAUGGGCGAAGGUGACGACUGACGACCAUUAUGACAUGGACGGGGCGAGAUAAGGCCCGACUGCAACGCUUUUUCGUUUCGCCAUCCACUUUCUUUUGUUGUUUCUCACCUGGAUCUUGAUCAACCUAGCAGUACAACAUCUGAAGGAAAAGGUCAAAAGGUCUUCAACUUUGUUUCGUUUCUUUUUGGCCUUGUCCUUUUUCGCCUCCCCAAUCUCCAUAAAUAAUUGGCUGGUUGAUCGUCGAAAUACCUGCCCUUGCAUUUGGCGUGGCAUCCAAGAUUUCGCCGAGGCGGCCCCCCAAGUCUUGUCUACUGCUGGCAAAAGCUUAGCGUACAACCUGUGGCGUUGAUUCGUUGUGAAGCCGACAUCCGACCCCCAAAAUCUCCAGUUACUUUUCCUGAACCCACCAAGCUUUUGGAGGUUGUUCCAUCACGCGAUAAGACCUCUCAUCCCCAGCGCCCGCGACUCGGUGUCCAUUGGUGUGUAAGAAAUGCACCGUAUCCGCAGAUGGGCGCGAGAAAAAGCCCACGGCCGAGCCCCUUCGACCACCGAAUUCCACAAGCAGCCAUCCCGGCAGGCCACCAACGCAUCGGGAAACCGAUCAAUCGCGCCCAGUACUCACUCGGGCACUACAGCCGGUGGAAAUAAUUUCAGCAGCACUCGCGAUGAUGUCGCGACAAGUACCCUCGACCCCUCCCCGUCCGCCUUAGGCGGCGGCGUCGGAGGCGCCAGGCCUAAAAAUGACUACAAACAAAAAAAUGUAGCCGCGCGCUUUGGAAUCACGGUCAAGGACAUUUUGUUGUCCAACUACUUGAAUGUGCUUCUCGUUUUCGUGCCCGUCGGCAUCGCGGCGCGCUUUGCACAUUUGUCCGGCGGCAUUAUUUUUGCCAUGAACGCCAUUGCAAUUGUCCCCUUGGCUGGACUGCUGUCCCACGCGACCGAGAGCGUCGCACGUAGACUUGGCGACACUGUGGGCGCGUUGCUGAAUGUCACAUUUGGCAACGCUGUGGAGCUGAUCAUUUUCAUCAUUGCUCUUGUAAAGAAUGAGAUCCGAAUUGUGCAGGCCUCGCUAUUGGGGUCAAUAUUGGCCAAUCUACUGUUAAUUCUGGGCAUGUGUUUUCUGCUCGGUGGCCUGCGCUUCCGAGAGCAGAUCUACAACUCAACCGUCACCCAGAUGAGUUCCUGCCUGCUGAGUCUGGCCGUCAUGAGCUUGUUGCUCCCAACUGCAUUCCAUGCCAGCUUUAGCAACACGGAUCUCGCAGACGACAAGGUUCUGCAGGUGUCUCGGGGUACCAGUGUAAUCCUGCUACUGGUGUACGCCCUUUACCUUGUAUUCCAGCUGAGAUCACAUGCCUACAUGUACGAAUCCACGCCUCAACAUAUCAUUGAUCAGGAGAUGGUACCCGGACCAGCAGCCAACUACUUCAACUCCUCGAGCUCCGAUUCUUCGAGCUCGUCAUCUUCGGACUCGGACUCUUCGGGGCGUUCACGCAGCACAGCCAAACGUAUCAAGAGGAAAAUCAGGAGAGCUACUACUAGGAAGCAUAGUAUAUCUUCCCAGAGUACUGGACCAUCCGCCGAGGGUUCCUCUACAGCUGAAAAGGUUGCCAGUCCAGACGAGCCAGUUUCGGCUCAACCGUCACCGGAAAUCGUCUUGGUUCCGUCCGAACUCGUAGAAGCAGUCCCGGCUGAUGACGAGGGAGAGGGAGGUUCAGGCGGAGACCGUCAUCUCAAGAAGGAUCGCAAACGAAGGAAGCACCACAAACGUCGCCGCUCCAAUGGCGCGGUAUCUUCUAGGAAGGACGAGCAGCAAAACUCAGUGGCCACACCAAAUAAUAACCUAGCGGUUGCAGACGCCGAUGGAGAGCCGCGCCGUGUGGACUUUGCCGUUUCCCCCAGCAUUGAGGCUCAGACGGAAACACCGCAGCGACCAUUUCUCCUUCGAGCUUUGCGACCGACACUCCCCAAGACCAUGUCACAGAAUGUCUUUACACAGCGCCCGCCGCAAAAUCCGUCAUCGAUCGGUCCUGCGGCAGCCCCAUCUACCGGCCAGAGCCAUCGGGGACCCCGGCGUGCAUCGUCUCUGCCGAACUUUGAACAGAACCAACGUUUAGCACCUGGCGCUAUUCCGCCCAUAAUUCCCGUCAUUGUCAACAGCCACCAGCGAACCCAGUCGGCCGGCGACGACAACGGCGGCAUGGGUAAGCGUGAGGUCGACGACGAUGAGCACAAUGACAUUUCGCGAACCACUGCAGUUCUGCUCCUGCUCGUCUCGACGGGUCUGGUCGCAGUGUGCGCCGAGUUCAUGGUAGAUGCCAUCAAUGAGGUGGUGCACGAGGGAUCAGCCGUAUCGGAAGCCUUUAUCGGUCUCAUCCUCCUGCCUAUUGUGGGCAAUGCGGCCGAGCACACCACGGCCGUGACAGUGGCAAUGAAGAACAAGAUGGAUCUUGCAAUCGGUGUUGCCUUGGGAAGCUCUAUUCAAAUCGCAAUCUUCAUUACACCGCUCGUCGUCAUCCUAGGGUGGUGCAUGGGCAAGGAGAUGUCGCUAUACUUUACGCUGUUUGAGACGGUCAGCAUGUUCGUGAGCGCGUUUAUCGUCAACUUCCUCGUUCUUGACGGGCGGAGUAACUAUCUGGAGGGUGCUUUGUUAUGUUGCGCGUAUGUCAUUAUUGCGGUUGCCGCCUUCUUUUAUCCGAAUGCUGAGGCGGCCAAUCUGCUCGGCGGUGGCAGCAGCGACUCACACAAUGCAACGACUACGGCGGCGGCGGUAACAGCUGCAGCCACAGUGACUGGGCGUGCGGUUCUGGAGACCGCGGCAGCCUUUAUAGGGACCUCAUGACAGGGGAAUUGACUUGUCUUGGUACUUGGGCGGGAAAAGUAGGCUGUCAUGCUGCCGAGGGCAAAUUCGGUGCUCUCCGCCCCUGUUUUGUGUUGUUUAUUUUCUUUGUAAUCAACUUGACAAAAGUGCUUGAAAUUGGCCUUUUGAAAUCGCGCUGGGCAAGAUCGAUGAUGAUUAUUCUGGCACAUUUAUUUUAUCUGGGGUGGCACCGUACAUGCAAUGCAACUCCUGCCAGUUAGGAGACCGAAAUACAUAUUGGCGAUGAUUUGACAACGGAAAUUCCAAGCCCUUUCACUUGUCUCGGGAGAUUGCAUUUGACUAUGGUGGUCUGAUUGCGAAC
This is a messenger RNA of Pyricularia oryzae 70-15, 3230 nucleotides long. Its product is annotated as vacuolar calcium ion transporter. Gene Ontology annotation, cellular component: fungal-type vacuole membrane. The transcript has 5 exons. The record is from RefSeq and is a predicted model, not a curated record. Gene Ontology annotation, molecular function: calcium:proton antiporter activity. Lineage: Eukaryota; Fungi; Ascomycota; Sordariomycetes; Magnaporthales; Pyriculariaceae. Gene Ontology annotation, biological process: intracellular calcium ion homeostasis; calcium ion transmembrane transport. Bases 542 to 2890 code for a protein of 782 amino acids.